AUGAAAGUUUCUCAUGAAGGGAAAUUGAUCGCAGCCUUCUAUUUUGAUCAAAUCGAAGACUUCAUCGUGUACGUAUUGAAAAGAUGUUUUGUGUGGCAAGAGGAGUGGCUGCAAUAUCGUUGUGGUGAAGGAGGUGUGAAAGAGUUCUUGGGUUGCAUCACAGAAACGGGAAUAUUCAUUAGAAAUGGAGAUAUGAAAUUGGUGGAUGGUGCCUAUAUCCAGUGUAAGAAGCAUGAGGACGGUUCCGUGGUACUGCAAAGUGCUGGUAGACGAAAUAAUACUAAAUGCAAAGAUAGCGAAGGACAGGAGAGGGAAGAAGGUUCUGAUUGGAAAGAGGGAUCGCUACAAUUCAAAUGUGGUAAAGGAGGUGUGAAAAAUUUUAUGGGUUGCAUCACAAAAUCCGAAAGAUUUAUCCCAUAUGGAGAAGUGAAUUUGGUGAACGGCAAGCAUAUAAAAUGUGAAAAACUUGCGGAUGGUACCAUAAAGAUGAAUAUUGUUAGCAGAUCCAAAUGUUAUGCGAAGUGCAGAGAUAACGAAGGACGUGGGGUAACUGAAGGUUUCAAAUGGAGAGUGGGAUCACUACAGCUUAGGUGUGGUGAAAACGGUGUAGAGCUCAUGGGUUGUGUAACAUCACAUGGAAUCUUCAUUCCAAGUGGAGAAGUGAAGUCUGUGGACGGAUACAAUGUGAAAUGUGAAAGGUCUAUGGACGGCCUCGCAACGAUGAAGAUUGUUGGCCGAUCCACGUGCAUACGAAGUCGAUUUAAACAAACUCAAUUAAAACUCAAUUAA
Messenger RNA from Angiostrongylus costaricensis, 789 nucleotides. NCBI's taxonomy places the organism in Eukaryota, Metazoa, Nematoda, Chromadorea, Rhabditida, Metastrongylidae. The record is from the annotation of a GenBank genome assembly.